CUGCCCUCUGUCUAGGUGACGUCAGUGGCGGGAAAAAGUUUUAGUAGAGAGAGAGAUUGAGGCUCGAGUGUGCGUCUGGCAGCGGAAGGACAGUAAGGAAGGACAUCAUGACCAAGUAUUACACCCGUUUAAGAAGGCAACGUCUGUACAGCUGGUAUGGGAGACCUGUGAUAAAAGAUAGGAAAGUCUUGCAUCUUCAUUAUCAGGCACUUGUUAUGAAGUCAAGUGGAAUUGAGGAAGUCAAAAUAACUCCUGGAGACUUUGUUCUGAUUGAAGGUGACGACGAAGACCGACCUUUUGUGGCAAAACUGAAAGAACUUUAUGACGACGGUGCAGAAAAAAAUGCAAGCAAGCAUGCCAUCGUACAGUGGUUUCUGCGUUAUGAGGAAGUUCCCUAUAAGAAAAGGAAGUUGCUUGGGAGAGAUCCACAUCCCCAGGAGAUCUUCUUGUAUGAUGUCAGCGCCUGUGAAAAUGAUAUUGAUGCUGAGACCAUUAUCGGGUCUGUUCAGAUAAUGCAGCUAAAGCCUCAUGAUCCUUUUCCUGAAGAAAAUAAGUCUGGAAAUGUCCUAUAUGUCCAGUUAUCCUGGGAUGGGAAGACAUUCAAACCAGUGACCUCCAGUCUCUUGGAAAGUAAAGGGGGAAAUGCUGUGAAUAAUUAUGGCCCUGUAUCCGAUAAAACCUUACCGAGGCCCCAGUUCUUCUCAAUGGAGGGAGAUGUGGUUGAAACCAGACAGAUCACCCGCAGUGCAACCAAGGCACCAAAAAAUGAGGCCGAAAUAGAAUCUCGACAUUCCGCCUCAAAAAGUUCUCAUUGCAAAGAUAGAGGAGCACAGAGGAUAUCCAAUGGAACGGUCACCCCCGGAGCCAGGAAAAAGCUGCAUUUGAACAGCCCCCUAAAGUCUCAAAACAGGUUGCCGACCGAGAGAGAUUCUAUGUUGGUUGGUGAUAUCAAGGCUCUGGAACCAGCUGCUCCCAAACGUAGAGUUGCUUUUUCUGGACUCCCAGACUCCCCUCCGAAGAAGAUGCUGACAGAUGAAGACUUGUCUCUCGAUUCCUGCUUUUUUUCCCUCGAACCUUUACAGGACCAGUCGGGUACAAGAAUUCGUUUGAGGCUCACACCACGAAAACCUGCACCACCUGAAGAGGAAAACUCAAGGAAAUCUCAGACUGAAGUGAUCAAUGGUAGAAAACUUACAGAAAAGGUGAAGCCCAAAACGCCACAGAAACAGAAUUGCACGCCAAAGCAAGUUACCAACUCUUCUAAAAGGUCAACAGAAGGGCACGAUGAUGGGGAACCACAAACUCCACGUACACGCAGGAAGUCUGCACAAGUAUCUGCUGGUUUAAUCCGCAGACAGAUUAAGAUCCUAUCUGAGGGAGACCUUGAUGAUCUAGAUGAAGAUGCUGACUUUGUACCCCUCAAGGAGUCUGAGGUGUUUAGUAGCAGUGAAGAUGAUGAUGAAGAAGAAACAGUAGCGGAAAGGGAAGAUAAAAAGUCUCCAAAGAGAGCAGGAAAGAAAAGGGUGACCGUCCCUAGGACCCCAACAUCUUCUAGGAAAUCCUCAGCUAGGACACCAAAUAAAACUCCUGUUUCUAAAGGUCUUCAUAUUGCAACACCCAAAAUCCCAGAACGAAACCAGCCAAUACAGAAGCCUGCCAAUGUUCUGGAGGAGGCACGUAUCAGGCUUCACGUCUCUGCUGUUCCAGAAUCUCUGCCCUGCAGGGAGCAGGAGUACCAAGAUGUAUACAACUUUGUAGAAAGUAAACUGCUGGACGGAACUGGAGGCUGCAUGUACAUAUCUGGUGUGCCAGGCACGGGGAAAACUGCAACAGUACAUGAAGUGAUCCGCAGUCUGCAGACCGCUAUUGAGGAAGAUGAAUUACCCUCUUUCCAGUUCAUUGAAAUCAAUGGCAUGAAGUUGACAGACCCUCAUCAGGCCUAUGUGCAAAUUUUGAAGCUACUAACUGGACAGAAGGCUACUGCGGACCAUGCUGCGGCACUACUGGAGAAAAGAUUCAGUACACCAGCCUCAAAUAGGGAGACUGUCGUAUUGCUGGUAGAUGAGCUGGACUUGCUUUGGACCAGGAAGCAAAAUGUUAUGUACAGCCUGUUUGACUGGCCCACAAGAAAACAUGCAAAACUCAUUGUCCUUGCAAUUGCUAACACAAUGGAUCUGCCUGAAAGAAUAAUGAUGAAUCGUGUCGCCAGCAGGCUGGGUCUUACUCGAAUGUCCUUCCAGCCCUACACACAUAAACAGCUCCAACAGAUCAUAACCUCCAGGCUGAAUCAUGUCAAGGCUUUCGAGGAUGAUGCCAUCCAACUUGUUUCCAGGAAGGUGGCUGCUCUGUCUGGUGAUGCACGCCGAUGUCUGGACAUCUGUCGCAGAGCAACAGAGAUCUGUGAAUUCUCCAGCAAGAAGGGUGAAUUGUCUCUAGUGAAAAUGCCUCAUGUCAUACAGGCCCUGGACGAGAUGUUCUCUUCUGCCUAUGUCUUGGCAAUUAGGAGCGCUUCUCUGCAAGAACAGACAUUCCUAAAAGCAGUCAUUGCAGAAUUCAGAAGAUCUGGACUCGAAGAAGCCACAUUCCAACAGGUAUAUCAUCAGUACAUCGCACUAUGCAGGAUUGAGGGAGUGCAGCCGCCUUCCAUGUCAGAAACCAUGGCCGUGUGUUUACGACUCGGAGCCUCUCGACUUCUCCUGGUUGAAUCCAGCAGGAAUGACCUGCAUCUACGAGUGCGGAUCAAUGUCAGCCAGGACGAUAUCAUGUAUGCCCUCAAAGAGGAGUGAUCUGCUCAGAAACCAUUAUUAGUGUGUAUAUAUGUUUUAUUUCAGUAAGUUGUAUUUAACCAAAUUUUAUGGCUAUUUAUAAUAAAGAUUUGUA
This is a messenger RNA of Hyla sarda, 2880 nucleotides long. It is a transcript of the gene ORC1, whose product is annotated as origin recognition complex subunit 1. Gene Ontology annotation, biological process: mitotic DNA replication checkpoint signaling; DNA replication initiation; cell division. The record is from RefSeq and is a predicted model, not a curated record. Gene Ontology annotation, cellular component: nuclear origin of replication recognition complex. Lineage: Eukaryota; Metazoa; Chordata; Amphibia; Anura; Hylidae. Gene Ontology annotation, molecular function: chromatin binding; DNA replication origin binding; ATP hydrolysis activity. The transcript is spliced from 18 exons. The coding region runs from base 108 to 2786 and encodes 892 amino acids.